AGGCAAAAUGUGCGCCGUUAUAGGGGAAAAACUUUCGCAACGCAACGCAAAGCAAUACAACGUGUCUACGAUGAUGAUACCGGUGCUGUCAGACUUAUUAUGCCAACCAGGAGUGAUGGUAGGCGUUGGAUUGGGCAUGUGCAUAGGAUUUUUCGCUCGUGGUUCUUUCUUGAGUGACAACGGAAACCCAGAAGACAUGAUGGACAGCGGGGGUGGCGGCGCAGACGACUCGGAUGACGAGGACUGGGACGAGGAUGGUUUUCUUGCUGAAGGAUCCGGGGAGAUGAAACUGGUUCUAGUGGUUCGCAAUGACCUCAAAAUGGGUAAAGGCAAAGCUGCAGCUCAGUGUUCACAUGCCACUCUCAAAGCCUACAAGCAAUUGCAAAAACGAAACAAGAACCUUCUAAGAGCUUGGGAGAUGAAUGGUCAACCAAAGGUUGUUGUAAAAAUAGAUGAUGAAGCUUCUCUAAUGGACCUAUCAGCACUGGCCCGGGAGGCUGGUUUGACAGUGAGUGUCAUCCAGGAUGCUGGCCGUACCCAGAUAGCACCUGGGUCCCGAACAGUAGUGGGUAUUGGACCUGGCCCAAUUGACUUGAUAGACCAGGUGACUGGGCAUCUCAAGCUCUAUUAAUUAUUGGUUAUUAUAAAUAAGCUUAGAAUAAAUCUUUUGUUACCAGAGACCACCCUAGGUUACAACAGAAUAAUUGUGUAUUUGAGGUUAAGAAAAAUCCUCUUAUUAUACCACACUAAAACACACAACAGUUGUGCAGUAUUGAAGGUAUUGAUUUAACUAAGGGUGGGCCAUAUUAGCAAAACUCAUAAUCAUAAUAAAGCAUAAUACUUUCUUGUGAUAUGAAAUACUUUUUAAGAUCUAAAUGCCUAACAUCUUGCAUUAAAUUUCACUACAUCUCAGUUUGUGCAUCAUAGCAAACAGACUUUAACUUGAAAAUAUUAAAAUUUUACAUAACAAGAAUGUUGAUGGGUAGCUGACAUGGUUAUUUUCAUCAUUUGUAUGAAUUGCUUACUUUUCAUCAUAUGGAAAUAGGGGCCUGUUUUUAUAGUUAAAGCUGGAGCUUGAUGUUAGAUAACUGUGCACAUGGCUUGGCUUUUGAGCUUGAUGUAAAAAUCAUGGUAAUGAAACGGUUGACUCCACCUGUUGUUAAUAUAAUUGUGAAAAAAGUUUUAAUGUCUGGACUUCCUGUUGUCACUUUCAUCUGGGUAUGUUUCCAACUAUCUUUCUUGUGGUGUUUAGCUACAUCCUUUAUCCUUUUAGGAUCCUGGUGUGACCAUUCCGUUAGGAAUCCCGGAUGUCUGGUUAUUCAUUAAUUGAUGGCUUGAUUAUAGUGUAAAUUGAUUUUUGUGUUCAGAAAUCCAGUUGUGCAUGUGGUUUCUUAAUAUUAUAUCCUGAAUUGACCACUUUGUGAAAAGAACUACACUAUUUCUGUGGGCAAAUAAACAAUGAAGUUGAUUCAAUGAAGCAGUGCACAGUAUCAAGGAAGCUCAAGAACAGUCUUGGUGUAGUGUAAGAAUGGUUGCAUUAUCAAGAUAUUACUAAAUUAUUUUCAGUGCUCAGAAGUUUAAUUCCUUUUAUGACUGUGUAUGUAAUAUCAAGACAAGCUCUGGCUUUGACCAUGACAGCACACCUGUAUGUCCAGCUAAUGAAAAGUAGUUUUACCAUCAUUUAUAUAUUAACUAAAUUAAACAAAAAAAAUAUCAGUUACCGUUUUCUUGCCAUGAAAUUUGGAUAUUAUUUUCACAUCUAAUUCAGAACAUAUUUGAAAAUCAAGAUGCUAAGAAUCUUGGUGAUUCAUUAUGGUAUCAAAACUACCAGUACCAAAGAAGUAUUGCUGCAAUAUUGAGUGAAAGACCAGUAUGACUUUUUAGCUCCCGAGUCUUAAAAAUAUCUUAGAUGUUUUCUGGAUAUUUUGAAAGAAAAAAGUGUGUCAUCUCAGGAGUGAAAAAGCUGUUUGGACAAGUUUUUGGAUGAACCCAGAAACAGUUACACACUACCCAUUUGACGUGUUCAUCACCAGUGAUGUCACUGUUGAUUGAAAACUGAUUGGAACUGCCAAAUAUCCUUCCAUGAGAUGGGAGAGAACUGUUGCUAGUAUUUAUGGGGCAACAGCACUCUCCCAUCUCAUGGAAGGAUAUUUGGCAACUCCAGUUAAUUAUCCUGUUGAUGGAGUGAUGUCACUGAUGAUGCACUCCAUCUUAAGACCAACAUGUGAACUCAGCCUUUGACUUUUGCCAUUGGAUCAGUAUCACAACUUGAUAGAAAAUAAUUUUAUAACUUUUUGCAGGAUCACUUAAUAGCAACACAUGGUGCAGCACUAUAGUUAGAAAUUUUACCUUGUUGAAUGUUAGUGAAGUUCAUGUUCACCUGUCACUUAAUAAAUACUGUUGAAUUUACUCAGAAUGCAUUUUUGGUUAUGAAAUAUAUGUACUUAUUUAUUUAACUAGAAGCUGUGCAUCACAAAAUAAAUAUAUAGUACAUCA
Scylla paramamosain (green mud crab) is the source of this 2496-nucleotide messenger RNA. RefSeq names its product peptidyl-tRNA hydrolase 2, mitochondrial-like. Lineage: Eukaryota; Metazoa; Arthropoda; Malacostraca; Decapoda; Portunidae. Gene Ontology annotation, biological process: positive regulation of anoikis; negative regulation of anoikis. The transcript has 4 exons. Gene Ontology annotation, cellular component: mitochondrion; cytosol. Gene Ontology annotation, molecular function: peptidyl-tRNA hydrolase activity. The record is from RefSeq and is a predicted model, not a curated record. The coding region runs from base 8 to 631 and encodes 207 amino acids.